AUGGGGGCCGGCCAUGGCAUCAGGGUCCUCUUCGGCGUGGUCUCACCCUUCCUCGCAGUCCUCCUCCUCUUCGUCGCAAUGUACCACUGCCGGAAUCGCUCCUGCAACGGCGGCCGCGACAGGCGGAGGCGGUGGCUGGGGUGGAGAGGGCGGCCGUCGGGGGAGAAAGGGCAUGGGGGCGAGGGUGACGGCGAGGAGGAAGAAGCGGAGGCGGAGGAGCUUAUAAGCUUUCCAGGAGGGGAGGAUCUGACGGUCCACGCCAUUCUCGACGCCCCCGGCGAGGUCGUGGGCAAGUCCAACUACAGUACCUUGUACAAAGCCUGGGUUGGGGUCAGCUGCAGCGACGACGGAGGCGGCGGCGGAGGGAGCGGGCGGAGGGGGUCGCUGAUGCUACUGCGGUUCGUGCGGCCGGCCUGCAUUGGCCGGACGGGGGAGGUCCUGCCGGCGGUGCAGCUGCUGGGCUUCGUGAGGCACCCCAAUCUGGUGCCCCUACACGCCCUCUACGUGGGUCCCCGCGGCGAGAAGCUUCUUAUCCUGCCCUUCUUCUCCGGUGGCUCUCUUUACCACUUCUUGAAGGGUUAGUCCUGUUCUCCUGCUCUUAGAUGUCAUCAUUUAGAGUAUCAGAGGAGAAACCUGGCUCGUUCUUCUUCCCUUCUCGAAGAUGGCUUCAUCACCUCAAACUGUCGUCCCCUCCUUCUUCUCCUUCCGAUGAGCUUCCCUCUCCCCAGAAACCCAUGAACCUGUUCGCCCAUUGUCUCCCAUCGUCCUUGGGAGAGAAUCCAGCGAGAAACCUGGUUCAAUCCGUCCAAUUUGGGACUGGGUUCAUCAGAUUAUGCCAUGAUCCUCCCUGUUUUCUUCGAAUUUUUUUAAUGACAGGCCUUUUGACAUGCCUGCAGACGGGAGUAAGGAAUCCUACCAGUGGGAGCUCAUCCACCAGGUCUCAGUGGGCAUAGCCGAGGGCCUCGACCACCUCCACAACGGUCUGCCGCGUCCCGUCGUUCACGGGAACCUCAAGUCGAAGAACAUCCUCCUAGACGACAGCCGCCGGCCCCGCCUGUCGGACUUCGGCCUGCACCUCCUCCUGAACCCUAACUCCGGGCAGGAGAUGCUGGAAGCCUUGGCGGCGGAGGGGUACAAGUCGCCGGAGCUGAUGAAGAUGAGGGAGGCCAGCAAAGCUAGCGACAUCUACAGCCUGGGGAUCAUCUUCCUGGAGAUGAUCACCCGGAAGGAACCCAGCAGCGAGCUGGCCCCGCCGGCGAACCGCCGGUUGCCGAGCUCCAUCUGGAAUCCGGUGUUCGACGGGAAGGCGGCGGAAAUGCUCUGCCCUGAGCUCCUCCGGCGAUCGACCAAGGAGGGCUCCAUUAAGGAAGAUGGGCUGCUCGAGUUCUUCCAGCUGGCGAUGGCCUGCUGCUCGCCGUCACCUCUGCUGAGACCCGACAUUAAAGAUGUCCGCAGGAAGCUUGCCGACAUCGGCCGUCUCGUUCGCCCGCCGUCGUGA
Molecule: messenger RNA, 1498 nt
Organism: Spirodela intermedia
Lineage: Eukaryota; Viridiplantae; Streptophyta; Magnoliopsida; Alismatales; Araceae
Source: the annotation of a GenBank genome assembly